AUGGCUUGGCGAUGGAUUUGGGGACGGUGGGGUUUCACUUCUCCGCGGGAAUGCAAGCCGCCGCGGAAGAAGGUCCAGGGUCGCUUGUGCCUUGGGCCGAGAGCGCCACCGGCUGCGGCAGAAGAAGCAGCGGCGGCGGCGGCAGCGGCGGCGCUGAAACCUGGUGUGCCGUCGAGCAGGACUCUGGAACGAUUUGGGCCUCGCCACGAGUCGUCCUCUCUCUCUCUCUCUCUCCUCCCCCAAAUUUGCCUCCGCUGCUUUCUCGCCGCCGAUUGUUCUGCCGGGGCGAGCGAGGGAGACGCGCUGUACGCGGCGAUGGCGAGCGGCGGCGGGGCGGUGAGGGAGGUGGGGUCGAGGGCGGAGCUGGACGCGGCGGUGGGCGGCGCGCGGCCCGCCGCGGUGCACUUGUGGGCGUCCUGGUGCGAGGCCUCCAAGCAGAUGGACGAGGUCUUGGCCCACCUCGCCGUCGACUUCCUCCGGAUUACAUACUUCUGUGUUCUUUCCUAG
Messenger RNA from Lolium perenne, 507 nucleotides. The record is from RefSeq and is a predicted model, not a curated record. Lineage: Eukaryota; Viridiplantae; Streptophyta; Magnoliopsida; Poales; Poaceae.